AUGGCUAUGUUACCGUUCAAUGUUAUUCUGCGACCAGCUAAGAUAUUCUUCUCGAAGAGCAGAGGCAGUGAGAACUUGCAGAGUUUGGAGCUGAGAAGUCUUCCGAGUCAGAGCUAUCCGGCAACCUCCGGCUUCGCACCCAACGGUGAUCAGGAGGAGUACAUUCUGACCAAGAACAAUAACGUUGUCGAAGUUGGUGCAUCCAAGUUGUCCAAUGUGAGAUCGAGAGACUUCAUCGAUGAGACGACGCUGGAUGACGAAUCUGAGUUUCCCGACAGAGGUCUGCAGGCGUGGCUCGCUGUGUUUGGUUCAUUUAUCGGGCUGCUUCCUGUCUUUGGGCUUCUUAACUCUCUGGGUGCCAUCGAGUCGUAUAUCUCGAGGCAUCAACUGGCCUCCGUUCCGGCCUCCACGGUUUCGUGGAUCUUUUCCUUAUAUCUGUCUAUGAGCUUCCUAAGCGGUAUCUUCGCAGGCGGGUUCUUUGAUAGAAAUGGGGGCCUGGCGCCCAUGUGCACAGGAACGGUGAUUUACGUUGGUGGUAUAAUGUGCCUGGCGAAUUGUUACACCGUGUGGCAGUUUAUCUUGGCUUUUUCGAUCCUGUGUGGCGCUGGCACCGGAGUUCUGAUGACUCCGCUGGUCAGCGUCUUGGCAACCUGGUUCUUAAAAAAGAGGGCCAUUGCCACUAGCAUUGCCACUAUGGGUGGCUCUGUCGGGGGUGCUAUCUAUCCCAUGAUGUUGAAGAAACUGUACAAAGAAGUGGGAUACGCAUGGGCCAUCAGGAUUACUGGCUUUGUCUGCCUAGCAUGUCUCAUCGUCUCAACGACUCUUUGUCGCGAAAGGGAACUGGUCAAACAGGAGCCGUUCAAGUCGAAGACGGAGCUGAUGAAAUGGUACGUUUCCUCUUCUUUGAACUGGAGAUAUUUCUUAGAGAUGAAGUUUCUUUUCGCUGCGCUAGGAGCGGCGCUUGCUGAGGUCUCUCUUACUACUUCUUCGACAUAUCUCGCUUCUUACUCCUUGGCUAGAGGCAAUACCGAAAGCACUUCUUUCGCCCUGAUCACCGCUAUCAAUGCGAUUGGCGCCCUAGGACGAUAUAUACCAGGCUAUGUCGCGGACAGAUAUCUCGGCAGGUUCAACGUUUACAUUAUUGCUGUCACGAUUUCCGGACUGUGCAAUCUGAUCAUAUGGUUGCCCUUCGGAGGCUACACGGGCGCCCUAUGGGUCUAUGCUUGCAUCUACGGCUUCAGCAGUGGCUCAAUUCUCUCGCUGACGCCAGUCUGCAUAGGACAAAUUUCCAGAACGGAAGAUUUCGGCAAACGGUACUCUACUGCCUAUUUCCUGCAGGCUAUAGUUACGAUUCCCAUGCUUCCUAUCGCGGGUGUGAUUAUUAACAAGGGGACUGUACCCGAGUACAACAAGUUCAUUGUCUUCGUCUCGGUACUGAUGCUUGCAGGAGCAGCUUGUAAUAUGGUUACGAGAUACAUCUGUGUAGGAACGAAGCUACGUAAGUUUUGA
Molecule: messenger RNA, 1509 nt
Organism: Torulaspora globosa
Lineage: Eukaryota; Fungi; Ascomycota; Saccharomycetes; Saccharomycetales; Saccharomycetaceae
Gene: MCH4
Product: Mch4p
Exons: 1
Coding region: 1-1509 (502 amino acids)
Biological process (GO): transmembrane transport
Cellular component (GO): fungal-type vacuole membrane
Molecular function (GO): transmembrane transporter activity
Source: RefSeq, a predicted model, not a curated record